Molecule: messenger RNA, 14166 nt
Organism: Carcharodon carcharias (great white shark)
Lineage: Eukaryota; Metazoa; Chordata; Chondrichthyes; Lamniformes; Lamnidae
Product: low-density lipoprotein receptor-related protein 1-like
Exons: 90
Coding region: 383-14065 (4560 amino acids)
Molecular function (GO): protein binding; calcium ion binding
Source: RefSeq, a predicted model, not a curated record
GCGGGGACGGAGGGGUAGGGGCUGCGCUGCCGGCGAGCGACUGGACGACCGUUAAAAUCCCGUUCCCAGUGGUGGUGGUGGUGGGGGUCGUCGUUCUGCUUUUCGAAAGACCCGCGUUGGAAACCGUUGGAAAAAGUGGGCGGGGGUCGAAGGAUUUUUAUUUUUUAACUUUUUCACUUCCAGGACUACCUUCCAGAGAGACCCCCCCCCCGCCCCCACCCGCCUCAUAACACAACCCAGGGGAGGGGGAGACUGAGGUGCUGGGGUGGGGACAUCCAAGGGUCGAGAAGGAGUUUUUUUUUUUAUUUGCAGCUCUUUUGCCCCCCUCCUCCGAGGAUCCCAGAGGGGGGGUCGGGGGAAAAAAAAAACAUUUAAGGAAAAAAUGCAUCGGUUUGAACUCGCCCCCAUCUUGCUGCUGACCAGCAUCUUCCUCCAAGGGGCCCGGACGCUCUCCCCCACCCACAUGCCAGAAGGGCAGAAAACAUGUAGCCCCAAACAGUUUGUGUGCAAGGAUCAGCUAACGUGUAUAUCCAAAGGCUGGCGUUGUGACGGAGAGCGAGACUGUCCCGAUGGCUCGGACGAGACAGCGGAUGUCUGUCCUCACCAGAAGUUGUUUAAGUGUGCCGUGAAUGAGUACCAGUGCCUGGGAACAGAGACCUGCAUUCACAUGAGCAAGCUCUGCGACGGAAAGUGGGAUUGUACCGACGGCUACGAUGAAGGACCCCACUGUCGAGAGGGUGCGGAGAACUGUACGAGAGCAGGGUGUAAGCACAGGUGCGCAGUCACCAACAGUGGAGCAAUCUGUUACUGCAACAAUUCCUACGCCCUGGCUGAAGAUGGCAAAUCUUGCAGAGAUUUCGACGAGUGCACGAUAUACGGCACUUGCAGCCAGACUUGCAGCAACACGGAGGGCUCAUACACCUGUAGCUGCGUGGAGGGCUACCUGUUGCAGCCGGACAACAGAUCGUGCAAGGCAAAGAAUGAGCCCGUGGACAGGCCCCCGGUCCUCCUGAUAGCCAACUCCCAGAACAUCAUGGCCACAAACCUGCACGGGGCGGGCGUCAACUUCAUCAACCCGGUCAGCACCAAGCAGACGACGGCCAUGGACUUUGUGUACGCGGAGGAGACAGUGUGCUGGGUCUACGUGGGGGACGCCACCACCGACACCCAGCUCAAGUGUGCCAAGAUCGCCAACCUCAAGGGCUUCACAGAGGAGACGGUCGUCAACAUAUCGCUCAGCAUCCACCAUGUGGAACAGAUGGCCAUCGAUUGGUUGACGGGCAAUUUCUACUUUGUUGAUGAUGUUGACGACCGCAUAUUUGUCUGUAACAAGAAGGGAGACACUUGUGUCAUACUGCUCGACGUGGAACUCUACAACCCCAAGAGUAUUGCCUUGGAUCCAACCAUGGGGAAGGUGUUCUUCACUGACUACGGCCAGAUCCCCAAGGUGGAGCGCUGUGACAUGGAUGGCCAGAACCGGACCAAGCUGGUGGACAGCAAGAUCGUCUUCCCUCACGGGAUCGCCCUGGACCUGGUGAACAGGCUGGUGUACUGGGCCGAUGCCUACCUGGACUACAUCGAGGUGGUGGACUACGAGGGCAAGAAUCGGCAGGCCAUCAUCCAGGGGCAGUUCAUCGAGCACCUGUACGGCCUCACCGUGUUCGAGAACUACCUGUACGCCACCAACUCCGACAAUGCCAACACACAGCAGAAGACCAGCGUGGUGCGCGUGAACCGCUUCAACAAGACCGACUUCCAGGUGGUGACGCGGGUCGACAAGGGGGGCGCGCUGCACGUUUACCACCAGAGGCGACAGCCCACAGUGCGGAGCCAUGCGUGUGAACCGGACCAGUUCAGCAAACCCGGGGGCUGCUCCGAUAUCUGCCUGUUGGGGAACAGUCACAAGUCCCGUACCUGCCGCUGCCGAUCAGGAUUCAGCCUGGGGAGUGACGGGAAGUCCUGUAAGAAGCCGGACCACGAGCUGUUCCUGGUCUACGGGAAGGGCCGGCCCGGCAUCAUCCGGGGCAUGGACGUGAACGCCAAGGUGCCGGACGAGUACAUGAUUCCCAUCGAGAACCUCAUCAACCCCCGCGCCCUGGACUUCCACGCCGAGACCGGCUACAUCUACUUCGCCGACACCACCAGCUACCUGAUCGGACGCCAGAAGAUCGACGGCACCGAGCGCGAGACCAUACUGAAAUCCGGACUGAACAACGUGGAGGGCGUGGCCGUGGACUGGAUGGCCAACAACCUUUACUGGACAGAUGAUGGCCCGAAGAAGACCAUCAGCGUGGCCAGGCUGGAGAAGGCCUCGCAAACCAGGAAGACCCUCAUCCAGGGGAAGAUGACCCACCCGCGGGCCAUCGUGGUCGACCCGUUACACGGCUGGCUGUACUGGACAGACUGGGAGGAGGAUCCGAAGGACACCAGGAGAGGCAAGAUCGAACGGGCUUGGAUGGACGGAACCAACCGGAAUGUCUUUGUGACCUCCAAGACCAUUCUCUGGCCGAACGGCUUGAGCCUGGACAGCCAGAAGGGCAUCCUGUACUGGUGCGAAGCCUACUACGACCGCAUCGAAAGGAUCUUCCUCAAUGGCACUGACCGCCGGUCAGUGUAUGAGCGAGGCGAGCUCAGCCAUCCGUUUGGCUUCACUCACUACGGCAACUACCUCUUCUGGACCGAGUACCGGAGCGGCAACAUCUACCGCCUGGAUCAGGCUUCCAAGGUGGUGACGCUGCUGAGGAGCGAGAGGCCCCCCACCUUCGAGAUCCGCAUGUACGACGCGCAGCAGCAGCAAGGUACUAACGCCUGCCGGGUGAAUAACGGCGGCUGCAGCAGUCUCUGCCUGGCCACUCCGGGAGGACGAUCGUGUGCCUGUGCCGAAGAUCAGCUCCUCGACGAAGACAACGUCACCUGCAAGGCCAAUCCUGCCUACAUCCCUCCGCCCCUAUGUCAGCCCGGAGAGUUUGCCUGCAAGAAUCGGCGCUGUAUCCAGGAACGAUGGAAGUGCGAUGGGGACAACGACUGUCUGGACAACAGCGACGAAGUACCGGAGAUCUGUCACCAGCACACGUGUCCCGCUGACCGCUUCAAAUGUCAGAACAACCGCUGCAUCCCCAUCCGGUGGCUGUGCGAUGGAGACAAUGACUGUGGGAAUAGCGAGGAUGAAUCAAACGCCACCUGCUCAGCACGGACCUGUCCGCCCAACCAGUUCUCCUGCGCCAACGGCCGGUGUAUCCCCAACUCCUGGACCUGUGACCUGGAUGACGACUGUGGUGAUCGAUCGGACGAACCCGCCUCCUGCGCUUACCCGACCUGCUUCCCUCUGACCCAGUUCACCUGCAACAACGGCCGCUGCAUCAACAUCAACUGGCGCUGCGAUGCCGAUAACGACUGUGGUGAUGGCAGUGACGAGGCAGGGUGCACCCACUCCUGCUCCAGCGCUCAGUUCAAGUGCAACAGCGGCCGCUGCAUCCCCGAGCACUGGACCUGCGAUGGGGACAACGACUGCGGGGACUACAGCGACGAGACCAACGCCAACUGCACCAACCAAGCGACCCGUCCACCCGGUGGAUGCCACGCCGAUGAGUUCCAGUGCCGGAUGGAUGGACUGUGCAUUCCCAUGCGCUGGAGAUGUGACGGUGACACUGACUGCGUGGACUCCAGUGACGAGAGGAGCUGCGAGGGAGUGACCCACAUGUGCGACCCCAACAUCAAGUUCGGCUGCAAGGAUUCCGGUCGCUGUAUCAGCAAGACUUGGGUGUGCGAUGGCGAUAAUGAUUGCGAGGACAACUCUGACGAGGAGAACUGUGAAUCGCUGGUCUGCAAGCCCCCCUCGCACUCCUGCGCCAAGAACGUGUCCGUCUGCCUACCGCCUGAGAAACUCUGUGAUGGGAACGACGAUUGCGCCGACGGCUCGGACGAGGGUGAACUCUGCGACCAGUGCUCCCUGAACAACGGCGGCUGCAGCCACAACUGCACAGUGGCCCCUGGGGAGGGCAUCAUCUGCUCGUGCCCGCUGGGGAUGGAGCUGAAGGGGGACAAGAAGAAGUGCCAGAUCCAGAGCUACUGCGCCAAGCACCUCAAGUGCAGCCAGCGGUGCGAGCAGUUCAAGAUGAUCGCCAAGUGCUCCUGCUACGACGGCUGGGCGCUGAUGCCGGAUGGGAAGAGUUGCUCCAGUUCAGAUCCUUUCAAGCCGUUUAUCAUCUUCUCGAACCGGCAUGAGAUUCGCCGGAUUGACCUGCGCAAGGGGGACUAUAGCGUCCUGGUCCCAGGCCUAAGGAACACCAUCGCACUGGAUUUCCACCUCAACCAGAGCUCCCUGUACUGGACGGAUGUGGUGGAGGACAAGAUCUACCGGGGGAAGCUCUCAGAGAGCGGAGAGCUGCCCUGGAAGAUGGAAGGCAGGUCUGGAGAGCAGUCCAUCGGCGGGAAAGGGGUCUCGUCGCGAGCCCUGAGCAGUGUUGAGGUGGUUGUACAGUAUGGACUGGCCACACCUGAGGGAUUGGCGGUGGACUGGAUCGCCGGCAACAUCUACUGGGUGGAGAGCAAUCUGGACCAGAUCGAGGUGGCCAAGCUGGACGGCUCGAUGCGCACGACGCUGAUCGCGGGGGACAUCGAGCACCCGCGCGCCAUCGCCUUGGACCCCCGGGACGGGAUACUGUUCUGGACGGAUUGGGACGCCAGUUUGCCACGGAUCGAGGCUGCCUCGAUGAGCGGGGUCGGGAGACGCACCAUCCACAAGGAGCUGGGAGCCGGGGGUUGGCCCAACGGACUAACUGUGGAUUACCUGGAGCACCGCAUUCUCUGGAUUGAUGCCAGGUCGGAUGCCAUCUACUCCGCGCUCUACGAUGGAAGCCGGCUGAUCGAGGUGCUGCGGGGCCACGAGUACCUCUCGCACCCCUUUGCGGUCACGCUGUACGGGGGAGAGGUCUACUGGACCGACUGGAGGACCAACACCCUGGCCAAAGCCAACAAGUGGACAGGGCACAACGUCACAGUCGUGCAGAGGACCAACACCCAGCCCUUCGACCUGCAGGUCUACCACCCGUCCAGACAGCCCCAAGCCCCGAACCCCUGUGCUGCCAACGGUGGAAAGGGGGCCUGCUCUCACCUCUGCCUCAUCAACUACAAUGCCACUCCGUCCUGUGCCUGCCCCCACCUGAUGAAGCUGGCCGAGGAUAAGAAGACCUGUUUCGAGUUUAAGAAGUUCCUUCUGUACGCACGGCAGCUGGAAAUCCGCGGUGUGGACAUAGACAACCCUUACUACAACUUCAUCAUCUCCUUCACCGUCCCCGACAUCGAUAACGUCACUGUGGUGGACUACGAUGCUGUCGAGAGGCGGAUUUACUGGUCCGAUGUCAGGACGCAAACCAUCAAACGGGCUUUUAUCAACGGCACUGGAGUGGAGACAGUGGUCUCGGCAGACCUUCCGAACGCUCACGGGCUCGCUGUCGACUGGGUGUCGAGGAACCUCUUCUGGACCAGCUACGACACCAACAAGAAACAGAUCAACGUGGCCCGGCUGGACGGUUCCUUCAAGAAUGCGGUGAUCCAGGGUCUGGACAAACCCCACUGCCUGGUGCUGCACCCGCUGCGAGGGAAGUUAUUCUGGACGGAUGGGGACAGCCUCAAUGUGGCUAACAUGGAUGGCACCAACAGGACAUCCUUGUUCACCAACCAGAAGAGACCUGUUGGGCUCUCGAUCGACUACACGGAGAAUAAGCUGUACUGGAUCAGCUCCGGAAACGGGACCAUCAAUAAGUGUAACCUGGAUGGAAGCGGCCUGGAGGUGAUAGAGACCAUGAAGAGCAAGCUGACCAAGGCCACUGCCUUGGCUAUCAUGGGUGACAAGCUGUGGUGGGCGGACCAGGCUGCGGAGCAGAUGGGCACCUGCGGCAAGGACGGUUCGGGAGCGGCAGUGCUGCGGAACAGCACCACGCUGGUCAUGCACAUGAAGGUUUACGACGAGGAGAUCCAGCAUGGUAAGAACCCUUGCACCAGCAACAACGGAGGCUGCUCCCAGCUCUGCCUGCCCACCUCGGAGAGCACCAGGGCCUGUAUGUGCACGGCCGGCUACAGUCUGAAGAGCGGACAGCAGUCCUGUGAAGGUGUGGGCUCGUUCCUCCUGUACUCGGUCCACGAGGGAAUACGUGGAAUCCCCCUGGACCCCAACGACAAAUCCGACGCCCUCGUCCCCGUCUCGGGCACCUCGCUGGCCGUGGGCAUCGACUUCCACGCGGAGAACGACACCAUCUAUUGGGUGGACAUGGGGCUGAGCACCAUCAGCAGGGCCAAGCGGGAUCAGACCUGGAGGGAGGACGUUGUCACUAACGGAAUCGGACGGGUGGAGGGGAUCGCCGUCGAUUGGAUUGCAGGCAACAUAUACUGGACGGACCAAGGAUUCGAUGUCAUCGAGGUGGCCAGACUGAACGGUUCCUUCCGAUACGUCGUCAUCUCCCAGGGUCUGGACAAGCCCCGAGCCAUCACCGUCCACCCGAAGAAAGGCUACCUCUUCUGGACGGAGUGGGGACAGUAUCCUCGGAUCGAGAGGUCCCUCCUCGAUGGGACGGAGAGGCUGGUGCUGGUGAACGCCAGUAUCAGUUGGCCGAAUGGGAUAUCGAUUGACUACCCAGAAGGGAAGCUGUACUGGUGCGAUGCAAGGACAGACAAGAUCGAACGGAUUGAUGUGGAGACCGGAGAGAACCGCGAGCUCGUCCUGUCCAGCAACAACAUGGACAUGUUCUCCGUCUCUGUCUUUGAGGAUUAUAUAUACUGGAGUGACAGGACACACGCCAAUGGCUCCAUCAAAAGAGGCUCGAAGGAUAAUGCCACUGACUCGGUUGCCCUCAGAACUGGGAUUGGCGUACAGCUGAAAGAUAUCAAAGUCUUCAACAGGGAGCGGCAGAAGGGUACCAACGUGUGUGCCCACAACAACGGGGGCUGCCAGCAGCUGUGCCUGUACCGGGGGAACGGCCAGCGGACGUGCGCCUGUGCCCACGGCAUGCUGUCCGACGACGGAGUGACCUGCCGGGACUAUGACGGCUACCUGCUAUACUCGGAGCGGACCAUCCUGAAGAGCAUCCACCUGUCGGACGCCAACAACCUCAACUCGCCCAUCAAGCCCUUCGAGGACCCCGAGUUCAUGAAGAACGUCAUCGCCCUGGCCUUCGACUACGGAGGCGGCGCCAAGACCAGCAACAGGAUCUUCUUCAGCGACAUCCACUUCGGGAACAUCCAGCAGAUCAGCGAUGAUGGCUCAGGCAGGAAGACCAUCGUGGAGAAUGUCGGAUCGGUCGAGGGCCUUGCCUACCACCGGGCCUGGGACGCUUUGUACUGGACUAGCUACACCACCUCCACCAUCACCCGCCACAGCAUAGACCAGAGUCGCCAGGGGGCGUUCGAGCGAGAGACCGUGGUCACCAUGUCGGGGGAAGACCACCCCCGGGCGUUCGUCCUGGACGAGUGCCUCAACCUGAUGUUCUGGACGAACUGGAACGAGGAGCACCCCAGCAUCAUGAGGUCGACGCUGAUCGGCUCCAGCGUCUUUGUGAUCAUCGGCACUGACAUCCGCACCCCCAACGGCCUGGCCAUCGACCACCAGGCUGAGAAACUCUACUUCUCGGACGCCACACUCGACAAGAUCGAGAGGUGUGAGUACGACGGCUCCAACAGGCAGGUCAUCCUGAAGUCGGAGCCGGUCCACUCCUUCGGCCUCGCCGUCUACGGUGAUUACAUCUUCUGGACCGACUGGGUGCGGAGAGCUGUGCUGCGGGCCGACAAGUACACCGGGGGGCACCUCAGGGUGCUGCGUGCCGACAUCCCACAGCAGCCGAUGGGCAUCAUCGCCGUGGCCAACGACACCAACAACUGCAAACUAUCCCCCUGCAAGGUGAUGAACGGAGGGUGCCAGGACCUGUGCCUCCUCACUCCGGAGGGACGGGUCAACUGCUCGUGCCGCGGGGUCCGGACCCUGCUCAACGACUUCACGUGUAGCGCUCCGAACUCGCCCUGCAACAUCUACAGCGAGUUUGAGUGCGGAAACGGGGACUGCGUGAACUACAGCACGACCUGUGACGGAGUGGCCCAUUGCAAGGACAAGUCCGACGAGAAACAGUCUUACUGCAAGAACCGGAAGUGUCGAAAGGGCUACAAGCGAUGUGUGAACGGCCGAUGCCUGCCGAACAGCAAGUGGUGCAACCGGCUGGACGACUGCGGGGACAAUUCCGAUGAAGCCUUUUGCAACGAAACUACGUGUGCGGCCAGCGAGUUCCGAUGUCAGGAUGGAUCCUGUGUGGGCAACGCGACUCGCUGCAACCAGAUAGUGGACUGCGAGGAUGCCUCCGAUGAAAUGAACUGCACUGCCAUCACUGACUGUAGUCACUACUUCAAACUCGGUGUCAAAGCUGAUUCAUUCCUGAAGUGUAAGCGCACUUCCCUCUGCUACCUGGAGUCCUGGACUUGUGAUGGCUCCAACGAUUGUGGAGAUUAUUCUGAUGAGCUGAACUGCCCCGAUCUGAGGAAGUCCAAGUGUAACGUCAAUUAUUUCGCUUGUCAGAGUGGUCGCUGUAUCCCUGCGACCUGGGUCUGCGAUAUGGAACAUGACUGUGAGAAGGGGGAGGACGAAAGCCAUUGUUUUAAGUUUUGCAGCUACUCGGAGUUUGAGUGCAACAACCACCGGUGCAUCACCGACCGCUGGGUGUGCGAUGGGGCCGACGACUGCGGGGAUGGUUCAGACGAGGACAUCCGGUGCGCCUCGGUGACCUGCGCGCCCGGCUUGAUGAAGUGCCCAGGGUCCCACAUGUGCGUGCCAAAGGCCUGGACCUGUGACGGCGACAAGGAUUGCCCCGACGGAGCCGACGAGAGCGUGGCUGCCGGCUGCGUCUACAACAAUACCUGCAACGAUGGGGAAUUCAUGUGCCAGAAUAGGCACUGCAUACCAAAGCAUUUCGUGUGUGACCACGACAAUGACUGCGGAGACGGUUCGGACGAGUCAGUCGAGUGCGAGUAUCCGACGUGUGGUCCCAAUGAAUUCCGCUGUGCUAACGGCCGCUGCCUCAUCAACAACCACUGGGAGUGUGACGGGGAGUUCGACUGCCAUGACCUGUCGGACGAAGCCCCCAGGAACCCUCGCUGCACCGGCUCCGACAAGAAGUGUAAUGAUUCCUUUUUCCUGUGCAACAAUGGGAUCUGUGUCAACGAGACCUUCCUGUGUGACAACAGCAACGACUGUGAGGAUGGCUCUGAUGAGCUGAACUGCUUCAUCAACGAGUGCCUGAAUAAGGAGCUGAGUGGCUGUUCGCAGGAGUGCGAGGACCUAAAGAUUGGAUUUAAAUGCAGGUGCAAGACCGGCUUCCGGCUGAAGGACGAUGGCAGGACGUGCGUGGACCUGGACGAGUGCAGGACCACCUACCCCUGCAGCCAGCUCUGCUUCAACACCUUCGGGAGCUACCACUGCAGCUGCUCCGAGGGCUACAUCGUCCGGCCCAGCGAUCCAACCAGCUGCAAGACCACCUCAGAUGAUGAAGCUUUCCUCAUCUUCGCCAAUCGCUAUUACCUGCGCAAGCUGAACCUGGAUGGUUCCAACUACACCCUGCUGAAACAGGGCCUGAACAACGCCGUGGCUCUGGAUUUCAACUACAAGGAGCAGCACAUCUACUGGACCGACGUGACCACCCAGGGCAGCAUGAUCCGGAGGAUGCACCUGAACGGAAGCAGCGUCGAGGUUCUGCACCGCACUGGUCUCAGUAACCCAGAUGGACUGGCUGUGGACUGGGUUGGUGGAAACCUGUACUGGUGCGACAAGGGAAGAGAUACCAUCGAGGUGUCCAAACUGAAUGGAGCCUACCGGACGGUGCUGGUCAAUUCAGGACUGAGGGAGCCUCGAGCUCUUGCUGUGGAUGUGAGGAACGGGUAUUUGUACUGGUCGGACUGGGGCGACCAUCCCCACAUUGGCAGAAUCGGAAUGGACGGGACUAACCGCAGCCUCGUGGUGAACACCAAGAUCACGUGGCCCAAUGGGCUGACCCUGGACUACGUAAACAACAGGGUCUACUGGGCUGACGCUCGGGAAGACUACAUCCAGUUUGCUGACCUUGAUGGUGCCAACAGGCAUAUAGUGCUGCAUCAGGACAUUCCACAUAUCUUCGCACUGACUCUCUUUGAAGAUUACAUCUAUUGGACAGACUGGGAGACCAAGUCCAUAAACCGGGCCCACAAGAGCACAGGAGCCAACAAGACCAUGUUAAUCAGCACUCUCCACAGGCCCAUGGACAUACACAUCUUCCACUCCUACAGACAGCCUGAAGUCCCCGAGCACCCCUGUAAACACGAGAAUGGUGGAUGCAGCAACCUCUGUCUCCUGGCUCCCGGAGGAGGUUACAAGUGCGCCUGUCCCACCAAUUUCUACCUCGCGGCCGACAGCAAGACCUGCCUAUCCAACUGCACCGCCAGCCAGUUUGUCUGUAAGAACGACAAGUGUAUCCCCUUCUGGUGGAAGUGCGACACUGAGGACGAUUGUGGUGAUCGAUCGGAUGAGCCAGAGGACUGCCCUGAAUUCAAGUGCCGUCCUGGACAGUUCCAGUGUGGGACCGGACACUGCACCAACCCGGCGUUCAUCUGCGAUGGGGACAAUGACUGCCAGGACAGCUCGGACGAAGCCAACUGCGAGAUUCACGUCUGCCUGCCGAGCCAGUUCAAGUGCACAGCUGCGAACCGCUGCAUUCCCGGGAUAUUUCGCUGCAACGGACAGGAUAACUGCGGAGACGGGGAAGACGAGAGAGAUUGCCCCGAGGUGACGUGUGCACCCAACCAGUUCCAGUGUGCCACCACCAAGAGGUGCAUCCCUCGCGUGUGGGUCUGUGAUCGGGAUAACGACUGCAUGGAUCACUCGGAUGAGCCUGCCAACUGCACCCAGAUGACGUGCGGAGUGGAUGAGUUUCGGUGCAAGGAUUCUGGAAGGUGCAUCCCUGCCCGUUGGAAAUGUGAUGGUGAAGACGAUUGCGGUGAUGGCUCAGACGAACCGAAGGAGGAGUGCGAUGAGAGAACCUGCGAACCCUACCAGUUCAGAUGCCGGAAUAAUCGCUGUGUGCCGGGCCGGUGGCAGUGUGACUAUGACAACGACUGCGGGGACAACUCCGAUGAGGAAGGCUGCACUCCCAGGGCCUGCUCGGAAAGCGAAUUCGCCUGCGCCAACGGGAGGUGUAUUGCUGGCCGCUGGAAGUGUGAUGGUGACCAUGACUGCGCCGAUGGUUCUGACGAGAAAGACUGCAUGGUCCGAUGUGAGAUUGACCAGUUCCAGUGUAAGAAUGGCCACUGCAUCCCACAUCGCUGGCACUGUGACAACGAUGCUGACUGUAUGGACGGUAGCGACGAGGACAACUGUGGCUCAGUGGUCCGGACAUGUCCUCUGGAUGAGUUCCAGUGUAACAACACGCUCUGUAAACCACUGGCUUGGAAAUGCGAUGGCGAAGAUGAUUGUGGGGACAACUCGGACGAAAAUCAGGAGGAGUGCCUUAAGUUUCAGUGCCCACCCAACCGGCCGUUCCGGUGUAGGAACAAUCGCGUGUGCCUGUGGAUCGGGCGGAGGUGUGAUGGAAUCGACAACUGUGGGGACCACACGGAUGAAGAUGAUUGUGAGAAGCCAACCAGUAAACCCAAAGCCUGUGAGAAGGAUGAGUUCACCUGCUCCAACAAUAAGUGCAUCAGCCAGGGACUCGUGUGCAAUAACUGGGAGGACUGCGGCGAUGGAGCGACUGACGAGCAGACCUGCUCCAAACACCCACAGUGUAAAGUCAACAAGGGUAUCUGCGGAGAUGACGCGGACUGCAAGGAGAACAAGAGGAUCUCGUACUGCGUGUGCCGGCCCGGGUUCCACUACAACAACGUCAGGCGGCAGUGUGAAGAUAACAACGAGUGCUUACAGUUUGGUGUCUGCUCACAGUACUGCAAUAACACCAAGGGCUCCUACUUGUGUACGUGCUCAAAGAACUACUUCAAAGGCCGGAACCACACCUGCAAAGCAGAAGGGUCGGAGCAGCAGGUCCUCUACAUCGCUGACGAUAACGAAAUCCGCAGCCUGCACCCGUUUAACCCCAACUCCGCCUACGAGCAGGCCUUCCAGGGAGACGAGACGGUCCGCAUUGACGCCAUGGACGCCUACGUCAAGGGCAACAUCAUCUUCUGGACCAACUGGCACACGGGCAAGAUCUCAUACCGCGCCCUGUCCGCAGCCUCCUCAAACCGCAACAAGCGACAGGUCAACCCGGGGGUCAUCGACCUGAACAUCCCUGGGCUGAAGAUGCCGCGAGGUAUCGCCGUGGACUGGGUAGCCGAGAACAUCUACUGGACCGACUCCGGGCGCGAUGUGGUGGAGGUGGCGCAGAUACGUGGGGAAAACCGCAAGACCCUGAUAUCGGGGAUGAUCGAUGAGCCCCAUGCGGUGGUCGUGGAUCCUCUGCGUGGGACGAUGUACUGGUCUGACUGGGGAAACCAUCCAAAGAUCGAGAAGGCGUCAAUGGACGGGACACUGAGAAGGACCCUGGUGGAGAACAAUCUGCAGUGGCCGACAGGUCUGGCUGUGGAUUACUUCAAUCAGCGCUUGUACUGGGCAGAUGCAAAACUCUCCGUUAUCGGCAGUGUCCGCCUCGAUGGUAAUGAUCCUGUGGUCGCUAUUGACAGCAAACAAGGUUUGAGCCAUCCGUUCAGCAUCGACAUCUUCGAGGACUACAUCUACGGCGUCACCUACAUCAACAACGUCAUCUUCAAAGUCCACAAGUUCGGGCAUGACCAGGUUCAGACCCUGACGUCAGGUCUGAACCAUGCCACUGACGUGGUCCUGUUCCACCAGUUCAAACAGCAGGAUGUGACGAACCCGUGCGACAGGAAGAAGUGCGAGUGGCUCUGCCUCCUCAAUCCCAUCGGAGCCACCUGCACGUGUCCCAACGGUCAGGCCAUGAUUAACGGGACCUGUAUCAAGACCUCUUCGCCCACUUCCUCUCCCGAUGUCCCCACUGUCGGCGCCUGUACGCUGCAGUGCCUGAACGGAGGGAGCUGCUUCCUGAACGAGAGAAGCCAGGCCAAGUGCAAGUGCCAGCCCCGCUACACCGGAGAGCGGUGCGAGACUGACCAGUGCCGGGACUACUGCCUAAAUGGAGGCACCUGCACUGCCUCCCCAUCAGGAAUGCCAACCUGCCGAUGCCUGAACGGAUUCACGGGGCCCAACUGCUGGAAGAAAGUGUGUGACGAUUACUGUAAGAACGGAGUUCCCUGCACAGUGAACUCGGGCAAUCAGCCAAACUGUCGCUGUCCUGAUGGCAUUGACGGAGAGCGCUGUCAAUAUCGGAGGUGUGAUGGACUCUGCCUGAACUCCGGCAAGUGCCGCCUGACGGAGGAGGACAUUAAGGAGUGCGUCUGCACAGCCCGCUACGAGGGAGAACGCUGCGAGAAGGACAAGUGUGACCGCUGCAAGGGUGGACCCUGCUCGGUCACCGACAGCGGCGGCGUCGUCGUCUGCAACUGCACAGAUGGCCGAAUAGGCCCGAGCUGCCUGACCUGCGAUGGGUAUUGCCAGAAUAAUGGCGCCUGUGAGAUGAACGAGAGAACGGAGAUGCCCGAGUGCAGGUGUGCCGCUGGUUGGACAGGUCCACAGUGCGAUGUAUUGGAGGCACAACCAUCCAUGGCUGGUAAAACUACGUCAAUAAUUGUGCCAAUAAUUAUAUUGCUCCUCCUCAUCCUCCUGACGAUCGGUGGGAUAUGUUGGUAUAAGAGACGAACACGAGGAGCAAAAGGCUUCCAGCAUCAACGGAUGACAAACGGCAUGAUGAACGUAGAGAUAGGGAACCCAACCUACAACAUGUAUGAGGCCGAACCAGAUGAGGGAGCUGGGGAGCUGCUAGAUGCGGACUACACCCUAGAUCCCGACAAGCCCACCAACUUCACCAACCCGGUCUACGCCACGCUGUACAUGGGGGCGCACCGGAGCCGCAACUCUCUCACCAGCACCGACGAGAACAAAGAGCUGCUGUCCGCCAGCGGGGAUGACGAAAUGUGUGACCCCAUGGCGUAGAGCGCCAGGCCCCUUCCCGGCGACACUCUGCUGCCCUUUGGUGGUUUUCUCUUUGCGCGUGCGUGUGCGUGUGCGUGUGUGUGUGUGUGCGUGUGUGUGUG